AUGAAAAUGUCGUUAAGGACCAUCAGUCACCAACCUGAAGUGUCACUGACGGCUACAUCAAAUAUAUAUUUGUCAAGGUUUGUGGAUACAAGAAAACUUCAACAAUGUUUCUCAGUUCAGUUUUAA
Messenger RNA from Nezara viridula (southern green stink bug), 126 nucleotides. The record is from the annotation of a GenBank genome assembly. Lineage: Eukaryota; Metazoa; Arthropoda; Insecta; Hemiptera; Pentatomidae.